This is a messenger RNA of Closterium sp. Naga37s-1, 870 nucleotides long. The record is from the annotation of a GenBank genome assembly. NCBI's taxonomy places the organism in Eukaryota, Viridiplantae, Streptophyta, Zygnematophyceae, Desmidiales, Closteriaceae.
AUGGGGCAUGGGGCACGACCAUCCUCCUUCCUCCCCCACUCCUUCCCUCCUCUUUCCCCCUCCCUAAUUCCCUUCCACCCUCCAUUUCCCCCUCAGGAGCUGGGCACGAAGUCCAGGCCAUUCGACUACAUCCCGUCCUGCAUUCCUCGCUACCCCCUCCUAACACCCUUCUACCCCUUCUUUGGCUUCUCCCCCCUUCCCCUCCCCCUUCCCCCCCAGGAGCUGGGCACCAAGUCGAGGCCAUUCGCCAACAUCGCAGGAGUGUGCCGGCGCUGCAGCGAGCAGAUCGCAUGGCGCCGCAAGUACGGCAAGUACAAGCCUCUGACCGAGCCUGCCAAAUGCGGAGCAUGUGGCAAGAGGAGUGUGAAAGACGCAUACCAUGCCAUCUGCAAAGCAUGUGCGAAGGAGAAAGGGUUGUGCGCCAAGUGCCGGCAGCCCACCAAAGAGAUUGUGCAAGAUGGAGCAGCAGUGCGGGAGAAUGAGAUGAAGCAACUAGAGGAGGCUCUUGGGAGGCUGAGGGAGAGGGAGAGGCGAAGCCUUUUGCGUGCGAUGGAGAAGGGCAAUGCAGGGGCGGCGAACAGCGUGGCAAAGAAAGCAGCGAAGAAAGCAGCAAAGGGAGACGAUAGUGAGGAGGAUGAGGAUGAUGAUGAGGAAGAUGAGUGGGAGGAGGAUGAGGGGGAGGAUGAGGGAGAGAAGGAUGAGAACGAGGGGGAGAAGGAUGAGGAGGGAGAGGAGGAUGGGGAGGAUGGGGAUGGGGAUGGGGGCGAGGCAGGGGAGGGGAAGGAGGAUGAAGCAGAUGAUAGCAAGGGUGGAAGCAAAGGUGGUGGAACAGCGGACGGUACCGAGACUAAGAAGGAUGACUACACAUGA